AUGCAGAAUGAGAUCGAUGAGAAGUUUGAAGAUUGGAAAGGUAGAGAGGCAAUCCCUGGCAAACAUGGGGGUUUCGGAGCUGCAUCUAUUGCUUGUGUUGUGGAGAUGAUGGAGAACAUAGUGUUCGUAGCUAAUGGAUUCAAUUUCGUUGAAUACUUCAUGGGUUCGAUGCAUUAUUCAUCAGCCACAGCAGCAAACAUGGUCACUAAUUUCAUGGGAACAUCGUUUCUGCUCACUCUUUUUGGCGGUUUCAUCGCUGACUCUUUCCUCACUAGUUUCACAACUUUCAUCCUCUUUUGUUGCAUGGAACUCAUGGGAUUGAUCUUGUUGACGUUCCAAGCUCAAAACCCUAAUCUACUGCCUGAGGGAGAUAAAACACCUUCAACGCUUCAAUCAAUCAUUCUUUUCACAGGACUCUAUGCGAUGGCUGCUGGUGCGGGUGGUAUCAAGGCAUCAGUGCCUAUCCACGGAUGCGAACAGCUUGACAGAAGAAAUCCGAGAGUUAUCUCAAGUUUCUUUAAUUUGUUCUACUUCCUUAUAUCCUUUGGAUGUUUCUUAGCCGUAACCGUUGUGUUGUGGAUUGAAGAUAACAAAGGUUGGAAUUAUAGCUUCAAUGUCUCGGUUGGGAUUAUGGCUGUUGCUCUAUUUGUUUUCACGGCAGGGUUUCCAUUUUAUCGAUUCAAACGUCCUAAUGGAAGUCCGUUGACAAGGAUCGCGAUUGUGAUUAUUUCCGCCGCAAGAAACCGAAAUAAGCCUGAUUUGGAUGAGGAGAUGUUGACGCACAGUCUUAUCUCUAAGGACACAAACAUUCGCCACAAGAAGUUAAAGUGUUUAGAUAAAGCAAUGUUGAACACAAAAAUCUCAGCAAUAGAAGUUGAAGAAACAAGAACGUUUUUGGGUCUUUUACCAAUCUUUGGUAGCACGAUUGUCAUGAACUGCUGCUUGGCACAACUAUCGACCUUCACUGUACAACAAGGCAUGAUCAUGAACAGAAAUGUUUUUGGCUCCUUCGAGAUCCCUACACCUUCCCUCAACGCUAUUCCUCUCAUCUUCAUAAUGUUUUCUAUACCUUUGUACGAAUUCUUUGGCAAAAGAAUCUCAUCAAGGAACAACGAGAGAUCAAACAACUUCAUUUUGAAACGCAUAGGAGUCGGCUUAGCUCUCUCCUCUGUUUCAAUGGCCAUUGCAGCUGUGGUGGAGGUCAAGAGAAAACAUGAAGCGGUUCACAACAACUUCGAAAUCUCUGUGUUUUGGUUAGAGUUUCAGUUUGUUAUAUUGAGUUUAUCGGAUAUGUUGACUCUUGGGGGAAUGCUAGAGUUUUUCUAUAGAGAAAGUCCGGUGAGUAUGAGGAGCAUGAGCACGGCGUUGGGGUGGUGCUCCACCGCAAUGGGUUUCUUCCUCAGCACGGUUUUAGUGGAUAUCACGAAUGCCAUCACGGGAAGGUUUGGCCAGCAGUGGCUUGGCGGGAAAGAUCUCAACAAGUCAAGGCUUGAAAUGUUCUAUGUGGUCCUUUGUGUUAUUAAUACUCUUAAUCUUCUUAACUAUGUUUUUUGGGCAAAGCGAUAUUAA
Microthlaspi erraticum is the source of this 1569-nucleotide messenger RNA. NCBI's taxonomy places the organism in Eukaryota, Viridiplantae, Streptophyta, Magnoliopsida, Brassicales, Brassicaceae. The record is from the annotation of a GenBank genome assembly.